This is a messenger RNA of Juglans regia (Persian walnut), 1416 nucleotides long. RefSeq lists its product as uncharacterized. The transcript has a single exon. The record is from RefSeq and is a predicted model, not a curated record. The coding region runs from base 163 to 732 and encodes 189 amino acids. NCBI's taxonomy places the organism in Eukaryota, Viridiplantae, Streptophyta, Magnoliopsida, Fagales, Juglandaceae.
UGAGAUAGACUUCAACUUAGUAACUCCAGAACCGCUGCUCUCUUCGCUUUCUCUAACCCUCAAAAUAAUUUCUAGCGUUAUACUCGAUCGCUAGCUUGUAGUUUUCUGUUCAAAGCUCGAAACCCCAACUUCUUCCAAUAUCCUCGAUCGUUAUCGUGUAUCAUGGCGCCACAUGGAAAGGCCAUUGCAAGCCCUUACACCAGGAAAAACAACUUCUCCAAGCCGCCAAGGCUCUCUUCCGACAGCCUUCAACGAACGAUAUCAGACAUUUCAUUCGAGCUUAGCAAAGAAGGGAUUGACUUAGAACUCCCUCCAGUAUCCGAGGUUGAAGAUGCAAGGUGCGAGUGCUGUGGCAUGUGCGAGGAAUGCACGCCGGAGUACAUUGACAAGGUGCGCAACAAAUUCUCCGGGAAGUGGAUAUGUGGGCUUUGUGCCGAGGCAGUGAAGGAAGAGGUGGAGAAAAAUGGAGGAAAUAGAGAGGAGGCUUUGAGUUCACACAUGAGUGCAUGUGUUAGGUUUAACAAGUUUGGAAGGGCUUAUCCAGUUUUGUUCCAAGCUGAGGCCAUGAGAGAGAUGUUGAAGAAAAGCAAAUCGGAAGGGAGAGGUGUGAGGACCAAGUCUAUUAGUCCUAGGGACAAAGGAGCUGUGCAAAAGAAGGGUGGGAUUGCUCGGAGUUCAAGUUGCAUUCCUGCAAUUACAAGGGAGAUUGCUGAUCUCACCAUAGCCAAUUGAUUCACCGACAUGAUUCUAUAUUUAUAUGUCAUGAACAUGUUCCCUCUCGUCUUUAAUCUGCUAAAAAUUUCUCCCUUAAAACCUAUCCACCAAAAAGCCAUAUUAAUUAGGAUAUUGCAUAGCGCGCAGUGAAGAUCCUAAUAUCUCCUUAAGCUUGCAUAUAUUCUUUGAUCAUCAAUAUUUUGUGAGCCAAUAACCUUUGCGUACUUAACCACCUUCCUAGGUUUUUUGGGUUACUCCCAAGUUCCAUGUACCUUUCUUCUUUUAUCUAUGGUCCUUUUUGGCUUACCUUGGAUGUUUUGAUCUCAGCAUGCCUUAAUUUGAUCAGUUAUCCUCUCUGGGUUUCUGUGUAGGUUCAGGAUCUCCCAUGCAUCGAUCUCUUAUACUUUCCAGAAGUAAGUUGUAAAAGUGGUUCUAAAUCCUAAUCUCAACCUUCAUGGCUUUUAUGUGUUGGCUCAAAUGCUUAUUCGCAUUAAUCCGUUUCCCUCUAGCUAGGGUUUUUGUUUGGGUACUUUUGGACACUAAAUCAGCUGUUUUUGUUUCUAAAUUGCCAGUUCAUAUAUCUUGACAAUAAAUCAGAUAUUGCAGCAACUACUGUAUUUAACAACCAAAACCUCAGUGGUUGUGAAUCAUGUAUUUCUACAUAUUUACAUAUUCAAUAAGAUUGUCAUUUUCCAUGUUUUA